This is a messenger RNA of Colletotrichum phormii, 579 nucleotides long. RefSeq lists its product as uncharacterized. The transcript has a single exon. The record is from RefSeq and is a predicted model, not a curated record. NCBI's taxonomy places the organism in Eukaryota, Fungi, Ascomycota, Sordariomycetes, Glomerellales, Glomerellaceae. The coding region runs from base 113 to 367 and encodes 84 amino acids.
CGUGACUUGGGAAUAAGCCUUGAACAACCCCACACUCCAACGAUUUGCCAGACCGGGCUGUAAUCAACGCAAGCAAGUCUUUCAGCAAAACUCAAGAUACGCAAUUCUCGUCAUGGAAGCGUUCCAGUACGAGCCUUUGGAUCUUGGAUUGAGGUCAUUCCGACUCCUCAUACUCUAUCCAGGAGGCGGCGAUAUCAGAUGCGACAUAUUCCAAGCAAGCCUCGAGCCUGACGAAAUCAUCCCUUACGAAGCCCUCUCAUAUGCAUGGGGUUGUACCGACCUCGUCGAAACCAUAUCCUCUAGUGGAAAGAGGCUGUUCGUCACAAGAAACCUCUUUUCAGCAUUGAACCAUCUCCGCACCGAGUAAGCGAGGAUACUCCGGGUGGACGCAAUUUGCAUCGAUCAGAGCAAUCUUGCAGAGCGCGGCCACCAGGUCGGACACAUGGCUGGCAUCUACAGACAGGUGGAGAAAGUCCUCGUCUGGUUAGGGCACUCAACGCCUGAUACCAAAUUUUUGAUGGACGCCUUGAACAAAACACGGCGAGAAUCAAAGAGUUCAAGAGGCAAUAUCUCAUGCCC